CUGAAGACCAACAUCUCUAGGAAACAGAAGCACAAUGCUGAACUCGCCCGCAAAGAGACGGAGAAUAACUGGCCCUGAACCACAAUCGGAUAUUCCUACGGACAAUGACGGUCAACAACCUACGACUCCUACCAGAGCCUCGUACCUCUCGCCCACCAAGAGUUCCCUAGCACGAUCUCAUCCGCACCUCAUCACACGUUCCACCGGCGGCGCUUUGACGGAAAAUCGAGGGAAGACUCUGAGAGACGAAAUCCCCAGUAAGAAAUCCAAUCCUACAGAAGUGCCCGAGGCCCUGCCAUCCAGUCCCACCAACCACACCAAUCACACCGAGGACAAUAGCCCAGCACUGAACCAAGUAGAGGAGGGCUUGCCUGAGAAAGAGUCAGUUGAUAUACAAAAAGAGACUGCACCUGCUAUUUCGGCACGUUAUAGCAGGAAUACUCGGUCACCACUGAGUGAACGUCAACCGUCGCAACUCAAUGGAUCGAGAAGAAGACACUUUAGCCAGGAUCCUCUACCUCCGCCCAUAAUGCCUACUCUUGUACGUCGAACAGAUUCAAAUGCUCAGGCUGCAACUCGACCAGGAAGUAAUGAGCCAGAGCUACCUCCAACGCCUGUUCAGUUGGGACUGGAUCCGGCACCCGAAAGACCUCGAGGCUUAGCGUCCAGCAGCAGUCCGAGAGGCUCACAGGCAGGCAGUGGAAGACACAGAAGACGGACAAGAUCAGGUGUCGCCGUCACAAGUAGUCCUCUGAAACCCAAGGCUCGCGCACCAGCUACGAAUGGCGAUGAAGCCCGGACAAAUACAGACAACCAUGUUGCUGAAGCACCGGAGAGCGAGCCUGAAGCACCAGAAGAUGAAGGGACCGAAAAUCUCCCUGCGGAACUACAAGAGAAGCACUCAACUCUUCGGUCACUCCGAGAGGAGUUGAAUCGGCUCAAUGAAGAGAAUGAGCAGUUGGAGAACUCGAUCAAGAGUGAAGAGGCUCUCACUGAUGGUGUCUUAACAAUCUUGCGACAUUUUCCAUCUCAGAACGGAGUAUCCUCAAGUCUUACUGAUUCUUCCUCGUCUCCCGUACAUCUGACCUUAUUCUCACCUGGCAAUCUCCAGCUCAAGAGCCGCACUAAGACCUCAAACGAACAUGGCCGAAUAAAGCUUGUCCACAUCUUGACUAUUUCAGCGCCAGCUCCUUGGCUCCCCAAUGUGUUUGCUUGCGCCUUCAGAGUGGUCGUCGAUGCCGAGAUCGGACAAGUGGAACAUGCCCAGAUGAAAGAUUUCAUGCACGACAAUCGACCUUACAAAACACCCAGACGGGGAAUUUACAGGUGGGCAAGCGAACGCUUGCAGGACCGGCAAGAUCGUCUAUGCAUACAGCACUUCGAUCUCGCUGGUGUGAUUUGGGGAAUGGGAAAGUGGUUCGGCGCCACUGUUGAACGCGCCAAAAUCUUUCGUAGGCUGGAUGUCCGGUACAAUAAGUCUUCUUCGGCCAGCAACGAAGGUGAAUUCAAAGUGCACGACAAGAUAUUGACUCAAGAACUGGCCAUUGAGUUGUCCCCAUUUCUCGAGGCGACACAGAUCGAAAUGGUGGCCCAAGCGCCGACCUCUAAGAAGAGGCAUCCAGCCUGCAAAGCUAAAGUCAUGCUGAUAUGGAACAUCGACCUCGACUGGACUGGGGAAGUCGUUUCUGAUGUCUCUCUGGCGUUCAAUGGGGUCUCGACGAAGGCAGAAACAGGGCUGAAGGAGGUCUUUUCGAGUUUGUACCAGACGAAGGGGGUUAUGGCAGCGUUUGACAACGUUUGGGACAUGAUCCAUGCGGAUGAAGGUACCGAGCGAGAGCUGGCAGAUGGACAGAAGCAGACAGGAAAGAAGCGAAAACGUCCUUCGAAAUGAAGUGUAAGCGAGAUGUGCUACGAUGUAUGAGUCAUGACUAUGAUUGAGAUACCGGAAAUCGGUGGUGAUGAGGAUUGCUACCUGCUGUCAAGUUGAAUUAGCGACGCUGUAUGGAGAUAAUAUACCAUGCGUUCAAGUUGACGA
Messenger RNA from Exophiala xenobiotica, 2035 nucleotides. RefSeq lists its product as uncharacterized. NCBI's taxonomy places the organism in Eukaryota, Fungi, Ascomycota, Eurotiomycetes, Chaetothyriales, Herpotrichiellaceae. The record is from RefSeq and is a predicted model, not a curated record. The transcript has a single exon. The coding region runs from base 35 to 1891 and encodes 618 amino acids.